UUUAAAUGUCUGGUUGGACUUCCUGCACGUAACGUUAGCUGUUUUAUCCAAUCUGUUAUCUUGCUAUCUAACGUUGGCUAAUUUAGCGUUAACUUGUUUGGAUUGCUAUUGCAAUUGCUAUUUGUGUUCGUUUUAAAUAGACCGAUUCAUUUACGAGCCAUUGACAAGUUUCUUGCUUUCCAGCUACUUUCACUUUCACAGUUUCACUAACUUACUAACGUUAGCCAACGGACACCAACCUAACAGCCACGUAACCAAGACAACUGUGUUUCCAUAGCCUGUCAAUCGGAUAGUCAUGUGGGUAGCUAGCCAACCUAUCGAGCGUGGUAGCUAAUUGAAAGUAUAAAACCCGAACGUACCCAUGUAACUUAAGUCAGCUAAAACGUAGUCAUUGUCUGUAGCUUAAUUUAUUUGACACCGUGUUGCCUCAAAGAUGUCAAGGAUGACCCUCGAUGGCUGAGGUUGCUAAGGCUGAAACGCCAUCAACUGUCAUGCACUGACACAGAAUGACAUCUACCGACGACUUUCACUCCCCUGAAUCCACGGUUACUUCACUGUUAGCCAGCUCUGGGCAACUAAAGAGCUCCUCGUCGUCCGACUUAGGACGCUCCAUUCGAUACCGGGACAGGGAGUACGAGUCGGCCUCGGAGGCCCUGGAUGCCUACAUUGCUGAUUUCCAGAGGAGCCUACGGACCCCAGAAGUGUCCACAGGGCGGCUACAGUUACCAAAGGACCCAGUCCCCCCUAUUCUUUCAAGAACCAGGUUCAGAAACAAGGAUGUGCUGAGAGAGAGGCUGACUGACGGGGAGCUGGACUUCCUGAACCUGCCUGUGGGCCCUCAGCGAAGAGAGCCAGACAGUGUGAGCCUGACCACGGAUGACCUGCUGAUCCUGCCCACCGACGGCUCCAUGCCCAUCACCCGCACCUCAGCCUACCUGACCCAACACCUGGCCUACCACAGCUCCACCUCCAGGUCCCUCAGGAGCCAGGACCUCCUCGCAUCGCAGGGUGCCUCUCAACGGAGGAGGGCGCAAGGGAGAGCCCCGGGGGGAGAGGACUUCCUGGGGUCGCACCCAAACCGCCAGCCCAGAAGAAGCCACCAAACGCAGAGAGGGCCACCGGACGCGGGCUCCUCGAGCCACUACCCCAGGUGGCUGACCAGCCUGAAGUCCGACAUGGACUUCUCGGGCGUCACCAGCAUCCCGGACCAAACGUACCCGACCUGGCUCCGGGACUGCGAAGAGACCGCCGGCCGCAAGUCGGCUUUCGGUAAGCUGGGCCACAGUCGCACCUUCCCCCCCUCGCCCAAAGCGCCGUCCUGGCUGGGCGUGCUGGAGGAGGCCCCGUACGAGGAGCUGCAGGGGGGCUCAGAGACGCUCCUGAGAGGGGGACACAGUGCGAGAGAGGAGCCAGGAGACCACGCUAACGUGCUAACGGAGGAGGCAGGAUCGCCAACGCUGAGGGAGCUCAGAGUAGAGUGCGCAGACCCGCUGGCCUUUGUAGAAGAGAUGGAGAGGGAGAGAGAGGCCCAGUAUGACAAACCCAUUAGAGAUGACAGGAUUGAGUCUUUGAUACUGAAAGCAGAGAAGGCCCUGGAAUCAUCACAUCACGCGGGGAAGGCUGGAGGCUGCAGUCCGCGCACUGAAGACAUUCUAGACCUGGACCGGUCAUGGGACAACCCGCCCGUUACCUUUAAACCUCCAGUGCCUGUAGGCGGCGCUGAAGACCAGCUCAACGUAAACAAGCCAGGAGGGACCAGGGAAAUUGAGGCUGCGGCAUCAACGUCCUCCGGGUACAGCAGUAGGAAACACCCAGGACCCGUUGAGGCCCUCAAGCAGAUGCUGUUCAGCCUGCAGGCCGUGGAGCAGAGGGUUACGCAGAGGCAGGAGGGGAAACUGCAGGACACCUCUACACCGGAGACCCAGCACCCAGGGCCCCCAGAGGAACAUCUGCUGGCCUGCUCGAUGUCUGACCCCUGUGAGGAUUACGAGAACGCCCCCGGUGGUCAAUCUUUGCAGAGGGCCCUGCUUCACCUGGGGAGACUGAAGAACCUGGUAGAGGACAUGAAUGAGAGGGAGAGAGCUUCAGGAGUGGUCACGUGCGAGAACACGGCCACUCUGUGAGGAAACCACCUGGUCCCUCUACCUACAUCCAUUUCUGGAUCUGGAUCUUUGUGCCAAACUGAGAAGCAAUUCUGUCAAACUGUAACAUUUGAGGUCCUGUUACUGUUAUAUCUUUAAUUCAUGCAAAUAUUGUGCCAUGAAAACAUAUUUUACAUAUAUUCCUCUUGACUUAUUUCCUAUACAAAACUGCAGUGUGGACCAAUUGGGACAGUUGUACAAUUAAAAAUGAUGUGAGCCUGAGGUAAGCUAAUCCUAGUUAAUACAGGUAUAUACUAUCACAACUGUAUUUAAAACCAUUCCUGGCUGUUAUAAAAAAAAAGAACUACCAACAGUGUUUCAAGGCCUUUUUCAGGAAUAUGUUGGAUGCAAACACAGUAUAUCGUACUAUAUAUAUAUAGACACCAAACCAUUUCUGACAUCCUAAGUAAUUGUAUAAUGUAGCUGUGUGAAAGUACUUACUGAAAUAAGAUAGUAACUGGUGCUUCACAGAAGUGCUUUAUAUUUCAAUAUGUUCUGUCCAAAUGCAGGCUUAUGACAGUGAAGGAAAAUGGUAUUGUGGUGUAGAUGAGAUUUUUCUUACAAUUGUAAUUUUGCUCAGCUGACUUCUAAAUUGAGAGCAGUUAUCCUCAAGGAGCCAAGAUUGAAAGUGCGCUGUUUGUCAUUGUGAAAGCCUUAAAUUGUAUAUUUUGAACUACAAUAACUGACUAAGAUUGUAUUUUAUAUAUGAAGGAUAUUUAAAGAAUGGAUAAAUUACCAUUUUGUGUAUUGACUGAACUCAGUAAAUAUUUUAGUUGGAAACCCGACCAUCAGAAUCCAGUGCCUUGCACGAAUCCCAUUUCCAUAUAACUGUACUUAGCAUUCUCUGUGACACUUUCAAAUAUAUUUAAUUAAAACCGAUUGUUUACAUUCCAUAUUGUUCUUAAAUGCCACAGUAGCAUUACAUUUUGUUGUUGUACACUAUUGACCUGUAUGUAAAAUAUUGUUGUUGCUUGUUCUUGUUGACCAAUUUAUGACCAAUUUAUUAUUAAUAUAUGUCAGCCAAAGCAUCUGUAUUUUCUGUAAUUAUGAUCUAUCUAGGAAAACCGAUGUAUUUUGCACCAGAUUCUUGUUUGAAAGCACAAUUAUCUCUUAAUUUAGACUAGCUGCUAUGCUAAGCCAGCUACAUCCAGAUCAGUAGGCCUUCAGUUAGUUAUAAAAUAAAGAACCCUGACCUCA
This is a messenger RNA of Conger conger (European conger), 3338 nucleotides long. RefSeq names its product chromosome 12 C18orf54 homolog (gene c12h18orf54). The record is from RefSeq and is a predicted model, not a curated record. The transcript is spliced from 8 exons. Lineage: Eukaryota; Metazoa; Chordata; Actinopteri; Anguilliformes; Congridae. The coding region runs from base 507 to 2123 and encodes 538 amino acids.